Messenger RNA from Hirsutella rhossiliensis, 351 nucleotides. RefSeq lists its product as uncharacterized. The transcript has a single exon. Bases 1 to 351 code for a protein of 116 amino acids. Lineage: Eukaryota; Fungi; Ascomycota; Sordariomycetes; Hypocreales; Ophiocordycipitaceae. The record is from RefSeq and is a predicted model, not a curated record.
AUGCGAAUGGUAAAUCCUACCAUGAACUGGUGGUUCAAUCAUAGGGAUAACGUUGACCCCGCACUCAGCACCAAACUUCUUGGACGCAUUAUCAUCGGACAGGUGCCAGACAAAAUCACGAUCGCUGAGGUCAGUACUCUUUUUGAGAGUGUGCCCCUACCGGGCAAAGACAUGGAUCCCCAACAGAGCUGCGUGACGUGGGUGAUGAAUGCUAUUCAGCGCCUUCAGAGACAAGGUUGGGUGCGAGAUUUUGAACUUCGAUACUUCAAGGACUUCGCGCUCUCCUGCGCCGAUCAAUGGAUCGGCCAACCGAGGUCGAGAGAGCCCAAGGUGAUAGAGUAUAACAGUUAG